UAACAUCACAUUCAUAUUCCACAUUCGAAUUUUCCCCGUAAAAAAAAAUACACAAGUAGACGAUAUGCCCUCCCACGUGGAACUGACGCUGGAGCAGCUGGUGAGGAUUGCUGUGGGUGUGCCGGAGAUGACACACGUGAAUGUGGCGGUGCUGCACAGUCUGCUGAAUGUGCUGCUGAAGAAACUGAACUGCCAGGACGAUCUGGUGACCAUUGGCGGGUUCGAGGGCAAGUGCAUGGAGCGAAUACUGGAGCAGUCCAAGUACUCGCCCCUGCCCUUCGACGUGGCGGCCAUUGUGCCCAUCUCGGAGCAGCUGGGCAAGGUGGAGCAGCUGGAGAAGCGCAUCGCGGAUCUGGAGAAGAACCUGGAGUGCCACUUCAAGCAGAUACGUGUCUGCAACCAGGCCAAGGGCAAGAAGUUCCAGUCGAAGAUGUGGGAGAAGUACGCCUCGCCCUGCGAGGACCUCUGCACCACCUGUGACGAGGACAACAAGAUCGCCUGCAGCCUGCUGGCCAACGUCGACUUCAUGAAGAAACUGAUGCGCCAAAUCGCCGGCCCCAUCCUCCUUCAAAUGGAGGAGGUGGGCAAGCGCCUGGACAAGUUCUACGAGACCCUCAAGGAGUUUCUGCGCCAGACCGAAGCGCUCUUCCAGCGCCUCGAGGUGAUCAAGCAGUGCAUCAUGGAGAUCGAGAGCCUGCGCAUCCAGCUGCAGGAGUACAACAUGACCUUCAUCGGCACCAUGGAGGAGCUGCAGGACAUGUUGGACAGCAAGCUGGACAAGGUCCACAUGCCGGCCCUCAAGAUGUACAUCCGCGAUCGCUUCGACGACAUCGAAAUGCGCCUGCGCAUGAUCGAGAACAAGGAGACCUGCCCGCGGGCCGCAGGAUUCAUCAAUUCGGGCCUCUGCUGCAUCUCCUGCGGCAGCACCCGUGUCGGCGCCGAUGUUGGCCCCCAGGUCGUUGGCCUGCUGCCCGACGCCCCCGCUCGCGGACACCCGUCCGUGGUCUCAAAGCCGGUCCACUGCCACAAGAACCUCGUGUGCCGCUCCCUCGAGAAGGAGCCCACUCUGAUGGUGCGCUUGAAGAACCUCGACCUGGACGUUCUUGCCUCCCGACUCAACCGCCCCCACCACGGGAAGGUAUGCAAACUGCCCGAAGCCAAUGACACCAUCUACGGUCUGCGUAAUUCCUGUUAUUCUGGUUAACUAUUGCCCGCCCCUGACCACCCCACCCCACUGUUCACCAUAUGUUAGUCCCGAUGCCAAUCCCAAUCCCAAUCCAAACCCAAAUCCAAAUCGUUUCGUUUAAGCAAUAAAACAUAAGACCCCUCGUCUCUCAGGCCACUCUCAAGGCUGUUUCCGCUAA
Messenger RNA from Drosophila persimilis, 1364 nucleotides. RefSeq lists its product as uncharacterized. NCBI's taxonomy places the organism in Eukaryota, Metazoa, Arthropoda, Insecta, Diptera, Drosophilidae. The transcript has a single exon. Bases 65 to 1204 code for a protein of 379 amino acids. The record is from RefSeq and is a predicted model, not a curated record.